AUUUUGGGAACAAUUUCUCAUGAAAAAUAAUUUUUCCUCAAAAGGAUCAAGAGUAAUAAUUUUUUUGGACAAUUUGGAGGAAAAAAAAGAAUAAGUUAGAAGAUUAGACUUUUACUUUAGAAAUUUGAAAGAAAAUUUAGAGGAUUUACAGAAAAAAACCCUGUAAGAAAAGUCAAUGAUAAGCUGCAUAAAUUUUCGCUAAUUAAUGCAAUCUUUCGUUUUAAAAAAUUCAAUGAGAGUAGAGGGAGUCUGCGCGAUCGACGUGAGAUUCAGUUGAUGAACAAGAGCUCCCCAAUAGCACCGCAGUGUCAGUCUGUAAAUGCUAGUCAUUGCAUUUCUAUAUUCUUUCGGUAUAUUUAUCAUGUUUUUUCUACGGCGAAAUUGCCAUUCGUUUGAGCAAAGGUUCUUGAAGAAAGUCAAAGAUCUUCUUCCCUUUGAUUUGAAGAGGGAAUCUCCAAAGGAAAUGUCUCAAGUAAGGAAUAUUCUGGACCUCAGCAUGGAUGAGAAGAGAAAUUUUCUCAAUUCAUUCGACUUUAUGAUGACUGAUUGCGAUGGUGUCCUGUGGAAUCUCAUUGAUCCAAUUCCUGGUACUGGAGCAGCUUUGAGGGAUGUGGAAGCUGCGGGUAAAAGAGUUAUUUAUGUGUCCAAUAACAGCGUUUGUCCAGAUAGUGUUUAUGAGAGAAAAAUUAAGAGUAUUGGUGCCACAUACAGGCAGGAAGAUCUUGUACAUCCAAUCCAUACUAUUAUCUACUAUCUCAAGAAGAUCAAAUGCAGAGAUCUGAUAUAUUUCAUUGGAUCUGAUCAUACGAAGAAUAUCCUCUCAAGUGCUGGAUUCAACGUAAUUUGUGGACCCACUGAGAAAUUUGACGCGGACUUUCGUAAGCUUGUGGCUGCUGUGAAGGAUAAUCAGCCUGUUAAGUACGUCAUUUGGGAUGUUGAUUUAAACUACAGCUACCCACAAUUUCUUCGUGCUGAAUUGUACCUUCGUGACCCAAAGUGUCAGCUAAUUCUCGGCGCCACUGACUACCGUGUCCCCAUAGUAUCAGGGUUUGAUCUCCCCGGGCCGGGAUAUCUAAUGGAUGCCUUGGAAGCGGCUCUUCCACCUGGAAAGAAGCCAAUUAUUCUGGGUAAGCCCGGUAUUGAACUGGGAGAGAUUCUUAUGGAGAAAUAUGCAAUCUCAGAUCCUCAGAGGGUACUCUUUGUUGGCGAUAUGUUGCAUCCUGACAUUAAAUUAGCCACAAACAAUGGCUUCCAGUCUCUCCUGGUUCUAACUGGAGCAACAACGCGGAAACAAAUGCUUAGCAGCGAAGAUAGCACCGUCAUCCCGGAUUUCUAUGCUGACUCCAUUGCUGCCAUAUCAAAGCUUAUUCAGAGUCUCCCGAUCCAAUCAUCUUUGUAGAAUUUUAUUAUUUUAUUCUUCGAAAA
Messenger RNA from Lutzomyia longipalpis, 1425 nucleotides. RefSeq lists its product as uncharacterized. The record is from RefSeq and is a predicted model, not a curated record. Gene Ontology annotation, cellular component: cytoplasm. NCBI's taxonomy places the organism in Eukaryota, Metazoa, Arthropoda, Insecta, Diptera, Psychodidae. The transcript is spliced from 2 exons. Gene Ontology annotation, molecular function: phosphatase activity. Bases 320 to 1399 code for a protein of 359 amino acids.